GCUCGAGACUGGAGCAGCACUGUCACAUCUGGACACAACAUCACCUCGGCUCGUGCUGCCAUGAGGAGGUCCGCUGCGCACAGAGCAUGAUCACUCCGCGGGACUGCCUCUGAUCCUCCCACCGGCCCAGAUGCCUCCGCUGCCCCUCGACGAGCGCAUAGUGGUCAUCCAGCGCCCUAAGACCUUGGCCCUGUGCGAAUCAUCCCCCCAGAGCGUCCCACAACACUCCUCACACAUCUCCACCUCUGCUAACGGACAAAUCGCACAUUCUUCUCAGUUCCAUCCGCCCCAGUCCAACUUCUACUCCUCGGCCUGCAAGUCUCUGAGCUUGGAAUGCAAGCGGAGAGGAUCUCGAGUGCAAAAAUUCCCAGGAAACCAGUCUGUUGUGCCAGCGGGGGUUAGACACACCCCUAGCCACUGUCAUAGCAAUGGCACAGUGACCCUACCAUCCCACACGCAUACUAUUGAUAUCAGAGUGACACUAGACAAAGGGGGGCGAGGACCGGGACAUAGUAACUCAUUGCGGGGCAGUGCCAAAGGUAGCAGAGGGAAAUGCGUCGCGUCACAAGUAGAUCAAGAACAAUGUAAUAGGAAGUUGCAAGUACCUACAGGGAGAUCGGAUGGAGCGGAGAGAUUGCAGCGAAGUCACCAAAGACAAUUGAGCUUAUCUCCUGGAGGGGGGCUGCAGUUUGUCCCGGCGCAGUCCCAGACAAAAUUCAGGGGUGAAAAGGAAAGCAGCGCCUACCAGAUCCGAAACAAUCAGGAGUAUUCUUCUUUGGGACACAAGAAAAGCUCCAAACUGGGAACGGUCCAUCAAAGCCAUAACACUCACAGUCUACCUUACCAGCACAGCUCUGUCCCUGUACCCCAUGCCUCUAUCCUAAACUCAAAUUUCACCCCAUCUCCUCCCUCCCAACCUCCCCCUGCUCCCGCUCCUAACCCAUUUCAACAGCUCAGCCAGCCUCGUCCUUCCCGACCUCGAGACCCCCGCUCACACCUUCUCCACGGGUUACCCCUUUCCCCCUGCUCCUCGCACAAUGGCACCUUCCCGAGUCCGGACCACACCUGUACCAUCGACUGCACCCAUCCGUUUAGCUGCGGUUGCUGGCGGCUGCUGAGAUGCAGAGGGUGUAAAGGUCGAUCGUCAAGUUGCCAGGGAGGAGGCGGGAGCACAUCUACCUCGUUUUCCUGUGUUCAUAAUGUCGCCGCAGUCAAACGAGGCAGCAAAGAUAUGAAACAUUUAACUGGCUGUUUAUCCACUGCUUCAACUACCAACACCUCUUCUUCUAAUAGCACUGUGUCCGAUUGUCGUGGAAAAAUGUUUAAGCCUUGUCCGUCCUGUUCCGGGGAAGCAAGCACCUACGAAAGUCCGGCUAUACUUCGAAAAAGACUGGUAGGAGGGUGCUUGCCGUGUAACCCGCUGUCAUCUUCUGGUCCGAUCCGAGCGUUGCAGAGCUGCGUAACAGGUUGCAAUCCCAAAACUUCCCAAACAGGCAGCUCCACUUGUAGUUAUUGCAGCAGCGACCCAAUAGUCGUGACUUAUAAUCCUCGUAGGGCCAAACCUCCAGCAGCAAGAGCGAUUGGAGGAGCUCAGCCUAUGGGAAUGUACGAUGAUGAUGACUACAAUGUCCGUAAUAUCUGGCCCGAAGAACUGGCCAAAAAGAUGGCACAUUCCAAAUCACAGAAUCUCCGUCCCGGUAUAGGAAUGGGGAACGCCUGCCCAAAUCAAUCCCAAAAUAUCACCAAUGCAACAAGUUUGCUUUUGGACUGUCAGAAUCUACCGGAAUACGGACACGGCACAGAUUAUACAGGAAGACGCAGGUUUCAGCAAGGAAAAAUGUCUGCCACUUUCGACUUCAAAAGUUACAGAUCGGGGUAUAAUGACGGCCACAACUCACUGAAUAGACUGAUUACUAAGGAAGAUACUGGACUCAGGGAGCAUUUCGACAAUGACCAGGACACCGCAUAUCCUUGCCCUCCACCUCGUCCUAACUCUCCCCCGUCACCUGUGUCUUUCUCGCCUCCACCCUCUGCACCCAGUACCCUCAUUAAACCCAAACCGAGGCCACGGGAUGGGGGACACUCUCUUCCCUCUGCCCAGUCACUGCACCUGGCCCUGAACUCUUUCAACAGAGGGCUAGACGAAGAGAACAGCAGAAGGCACCUCACCCUGCCCCUCUCCUCCUCGCUGCCGGCCUCACUGUCCGACGAAAGUGUGAUGACUCCUGAUGCCGAGAACGCCGUCAUCAGUCCCAUCCUGCCUUUCCUUUAUCUCGGGAACGAACGAGACGCCCAGGAUUUGGAUCUGCUGCUCCGUAUCAACAUCGGCUUCGUGGUAAACGUCACCACACACCUACCCCUCUACCACCAGAAGGCCGGUCUGCGCUACAAGAGGCUGCCUGCGACCGACAACAGCAAGCAGAACCUCCGGCAGUACUUCGAGGAGGUCUUUGAGUUCAUUGAGGAGGCAUAUCAGAGUGGGCAGGGCGUCCUGGUGCACUGUCAGGCCGGCGUGUCCCGUUCUGCCACCGUGGUCAUCGCUUACCUAAUGAAGCACACCCUCAUGACUAUGACCGACGCCUACAAAUACGUACGGAGCCGACGGCCGGUGGUCUCCCCCAAUCUCAACUUCAUGGGUCAGCUGCUGGAGUUUGAGCGGGACCUGAACUCCGGAGUGACCCCUCGAAUCCUCAUGCCCAAACUUAACGGAGUGGAGACACAGCCUGUUUUCAUGUCUGUGUGCACGCGCAUUGGUGGGUUUGUGGGCCAUGAACAUAUGAUUAUAAUGGCCUGGUUUGGUUUGCUUACAGUGGAAUACAUUGGGAUGAAAGGAGACACCCCAGUGAACAGCACCAUGAGCGUCGGCCAAGCCAGGAAGCUGGUGGAGCAGUUGAAGAUUGAGGCUAGUUUCUGCAGGAUAAAGGUGUCAAAGGCUGCAGCUGACCUCAUGGCCUACUGUGAUGCACACGUUUGUGAGGACCCCCUCAUCACUCCUGUGCCCACCUCAGAAAACCCUUUCAGGGAGAAAAAGUUCUUCUGUGCUCUGCUUUGAGACAAAUCAGGGAUUGAAAUGGUUCAAGUACAACUGUACACUGUGUACAUGUACUUCCAAACUAAAAUAAGACAUCCAUGUACUAUAGCCAUCUUGCAUAAAAGCUGCCGUAGUACAAAACAUCCAUGUUCUGUCACUUGUAGAAAUGAACAAAGGAAACAAAAAAACCCAAUGAUUUAACCAAAACCAUAAUAAAACCAUCAAGACCCAGGAGAAAAAAAGGCAGUGUCAUCUGGUUUAUCACAUCUCAUGCUAGCACAUACCGGCAGUUACCCAAAACAGAGCUUGUAAUGUCAUUUUAAUGGUUCAGCAGGUUUAGCUCGUUCAUGUCUUGUUUGGAAAAUGGUGGUGCUAUAUCACAGAUGGUGUAAAUGAUGGGAUACAAAAAUCCCACAGUUUAUACAAAGAAGAAAGAACAUUUCUCUCAUCCCAUGGAACUGGUUUCAGCCUACUUGUCUUUUUAUAUUGGAUUAAGUCAUAUCUCGAUUUUGGCAGUUACAUGUGACUUCUGUUGUUUAUAGAUAAACCUGUUUUUAAAUCUAAUGGUAGGUUUAGGUAGAGUUUAGAAUUUAACUAAUUUGUAAUAGUUGCUCUAGAAAGGAUGCGGAACAAGUGAAGUAUGAGUGUGCAUAGGUGCUACUGUGACUCUAGCAGCAACUUGAGCAAAUUGUGGCUAUUCAAUUCAGAUUUUAUAGUUCAACAGCGCACAUUUGAUCUAUAGGUAUGCAAUAGUCUACCACUGUAUUCUAUGCCAUCAAGCUUAAUAAACAGCUGUUCUGUUAUGACUUAUUUUAGUAAUUUCUAAAAGGUAUAUAUCAGUUCAAUAAAGAGAUUCCCUUCAAUGUGUAAACCCAAUUUCAAGGCCUCUAAACUUUGGGAAACACAACAAUGUGCAAUAAAUUGAUACUGUCCUCAAAAAAGGGGGUUUGUGACUGGCUUUACAUUUUAAUUCACAGUUAUAUAUUUGGAAAGCUUGUGCUUUCUAAUGUUUCAAUCCUUCCAUUGCAUCAGAA
Periophthalmus magnuspinnatus is the source of this 4065-nucleotide messenger RNA. RefSeq lists its product as uncharacterized. The transcript is spliced from 7 exons. Bases 131 to 3052 code for a protein of 973 amino acids. Gene Ontology annotation, molecular function: protein tyrosine/threonine phosphatase activity; G-protein beta-subunit binding; MAP kinase tyrosine/serine/threonine phosphatase activity. Lineage: Eukaryota; Metazoa; Chordata; Actinopteri; Gobiiformes; Gobiidae. Gene Ontology annotation, cellular component: cytoplasm; heterotrimeric G-protein complex; cytosol. Gene Ontology annotation, biological process: protein dephosphorylation; negative regulation of JUN kinase activity; G protein-coupled receptor signaling pathway. The record is from RefSeq and is a predicted model, not a curated record.